AUGGCCGAAAUCUACUCCUACACUUCCACCGCUCCAGUCAAUAUUGCUACCCUCAAGUAUUGGGGCAAGCGCAAUAUUUCUUUGAACUUACCCACUAAUAGCUCUGUCUCUGUGACUCUCGACCAGUCUGAUCUUAGAGCUAUCACCACUGCUGCCACCAGCUCCUCUUUUACCAAGGACCGCUUGUGGCUCAACGGUACUGAAGAAGACAUUGACAAGAGCGCUCGUCUCUCCACUUGUGUGCGCGAACUUCGUAAGCUCCGUAUUGAAUACGAGGAGAAGCUUACUACUGAGAAGAAAAAGAUUAUCCCCUUGAGCACCUACAAGCUCCACAUUAUUUCUGAGAACAACUUCCCUACCGCAGCCGGUCUUGCUUCUUCUGCUGCUGGUUUUGCUGCUCUUGUAUCUUCUGUUGCUGGUCUCUACGAGCUUCCUCAAACCCCUGAGGAGCUUUCCGUUCUGGCUCGCCAAGGCUCUGGAUCCGCUUGCAGAUCGCUCUUUGGCGGCUACGUUGCCUGGGACAUGGGCGUUAAGGAAGAUGGCUCCGACUCUAAGGCUGUGAGUGUUGCCCCCCGCGAGCACUGGCCCGAUAUGCGUGCUCUUAUUCUUGUUGCCAACGCCAACAAGAAGGACGUGUCUUCGACCUCUGGCAUGCAGACCACUGUUGCUACUUCUUCUCUCUUUAAGGAACGCAUUGAGACAGUUGUUCCUGAACGCUACGAGGCUAUGAAAAAGGCCAUUGUCGACAAGGACUUUGAGUCCUUUGCUGAGUUGACUAUGCGUGAUUCCAACCAGUUCCAUGCCGUCUGCCUCGAUUCAUACCCACCCAUUUUCUACCUUAAUGACACCUCGCGUGCUGCCAUUCGCACUGUUGAAGAAAUUAACAAGCAUGCUGGCAAGACCGUUGCUGCCUACACUUUUGAUGCUGGUCCAAACUGUGUUAUUUACUUUUUGGAGGAAAAUGCAGAAAAGGUCAUUGGUCCUAUCCGUUCUGCACUCGCAAAUGCUGAAGGCUGGAAUUCCACCGAAAUCGCUGCUUCACUUCCCGAGGGCUUUGAGCAAAGAUGGCUUGAGGUCUUGAGCGCUGGUGUUUCACGUGUUUACUUUACCAAGGUUGGCGAUGGUCCUAAGAAGAGUGAUGAAACUCUGAUUGGAGCUGAUGGCGAGCCCAAGAAAUAA
Magnusiomyces paraingens is the source of this 1179-nucleotide messenger RNA. RefSeq lists its product as uncharacterized. NCBI's taxonomy places the organism in Eukaryota, Fungi, Ascomycota, Dipodascomycetes, Dipodascales, Dipodascaceae. Gene Ontology annotation, cellular component: cytosol. Gene Ontology annotation, biological process: isoprenoid biosynthetic process; isopentenyl diphosphate biosynthetic process, mevalonate pathway. The coding region runs from base 1 to 1179 and encodes 392 amino acids. Gene Ontology annotation, molecular function: diphosphomevalonate decarboxylase activity; ATP binding. The record is from RefSeq and is a predicted model, not a curated record. The transcript has a single exon.